Fomitopsis serialis is the source of this 2223-nucleotide messenger RNA. RefSeq lists its product as uncharacterized. Lineage: Eukaryota; Fungi; Basidiomycota; Agaricomycetes; Polyporales; Fomitopsidaceae. The record is from RefSeq and is a predicted model, not a curated record. Bases 1 to 2223 code for a protein of 740 amino acids. The transcript has 13 exons.
AUGUCUCCACGCACUCGCUCCACCGCUAAGAAGCUCACCGCUCAGCCGAGCACGAAGGCAUCGGGAUCUCGAGCUCGAAAGAGCAACAAGUCAGCCAAGCAGCAAGAAUCCAGCAAGGUGUCGGGUGGCGAGGCGCCUCUGUCUGCCAAGGAGCAGAAGCAACUCCAGGCGCUGCUCAAGAGACAGUCCGUUCAGAAGCAGGACAAGGAAGAGGAACGUCAGGCUGGGGUGCGCAAGAGGGCGGCGACUAUGACUCGCGAGGAAGUUCAAGGAUCAGACGCUGAAGGUGAGGAGCCGUCCCGUAAGAAAGCAAGACGCACUACGGAUUCCGAUGGCGAGGGCGGUGGCGAUGGUGGCGAUGCGGGUUCCGAUGGCGAGGGUGGGGGCGAUGAAGGAAGCGAGCCAGAAGGCGGUAGCGAGCGGGACAUACGAAUGGAGAGCCCUUCUCCCCCUGCUCGGCCUUACGGGCGGUACAAGAAGGCCGAGCAGGACUCAGGGAAGGGAAACACGUCGUUGACUGAGGCGGAGCAGCGUAUUGCACAGACUCUCGGCGCGAAGGGCAAGGCUAAAGAGAAGCCUCCGUCCAAGAAGUCGGUGGUAGUUGAGAGCCCGCGGUCGGAGGAUCAUGAAGAGGAACAUGCGUCCGUUCGCUCGGGAUCGGAAGACGAGGAUAGGACGAGGCGAGGGGAGACGGAUAAGCAGAGCGAGAAGAGGAAGGAUGUGCGCGGCGGGAAGAAGGCCUACGUGGAGAUCAGCGUAGACAAGACCCGUCCACAGAGUAAGAAGGCAGCGAAGAGCAAGGUGGUCGUCUCCAGUUCUGAUGAAGAGCAAGACGACGACAAGGUCGAUGAGCUCCAAUCUUCUGACAAUGAGAGUAGCUUGGGGUUCCGGGUGAAGGGCGCGAGCGGGGACGACUCGUCCGACUCAAAUCAUGCGUCCGACUCAGACGACGUCAUUGAGAUCGCUCAGAAGGGAGUGAAGAAGAAGCCCAGAGGCAAGGGCUCAGUAGCAGCCCGUGUGCGCGUCAAGGCCUCCAAUCUGCCCAUCAACGUCCGUCCGAUCGUCGGUGCUGCACAGAACUUCCUCCGCCUUCGUCUGGCACUCAAGACCGCAUGGACCGGCUACAAAGCCUUGGCCAGUUCCCGACUGCCGGACAACAUGCAGCUCGUCGCCGAUGCCCUGAAGGAUGCUCGUGACAUGCGCGACAAGGACGGUAAAAGGGUGAAGAGUAUGCGGAUUGCAUACGACGACUUGCAGAACGACCAGGGAACGGAGGGAGACACGAAGAGGAGCAACGUCCACACAGUGGUCUGGAACGUGGCAGCUCAGUUCCGGAACGAGGUAAAGAGGAAAGGCAAGAGCGUGGUCGAACACUCGUAUGGGUUGAGCAACCUGACGGUCCAGCAACGUGUAUUGCUCGCCCAGUGGCUCCUCAAAACUCACCCGAUGAAGGUCAAGGGCGGCAAGCGCGAGAUCCCGAACUUUGUGUUCGGUGACAUGAAGAUCGUCUGGAACGCCAAGGAUAAGCUGGACAAGGAGAAAUGCUCUGUCAAGUCAGAGCUUCUGUUCAGGCAUCCCGCAAUCUCGGAGAUCAUCGUGCAGCAGUGGUUCCAGGGUCAUGGCGCGAACAUACCCGUUGACCGCUUCAGCAAGGUCCCCGAUAACCUCAUUGCUUUGGCCUGCAACUCGAUCGAAGCGGCGUUGAGCGAGAUAGCGUUCGGGAACCCAGUAGCGUUCACGAACAAGCAAUUCGCACCGAAGUGGGACGAUCUCAUGUCCAUACUCGAAGCUACGAAGAAGAACGCGCCGGACUACUACGCCGACAUGAAGAAGCAGUUGUGGAUUCGUAUCAGCUCCCGAGUUGAGGGCGACGAUGAGGAAGAUUCCGACAAGGACGACGGGGAGGAGUUCGUGAAGUGGACGAAGCUUCAAGACAUGGUGCUCGACGCACCCGCCCAGUCAACAUCGAAUCCAGGUGGGGUGGCAUCCAGUACCGCGGCGAAGCCCUCAUCUAGCAGCAAGCCUACUACGUCGUCGAGUACUGCUCCGAAGCCCUCGUCUAGCGGCAAACCCUCGUCGUCAAAAGGGAGAAAAGAGCCUACGAAUGCCGACGCGCCAACAUUGUCCUCGAGCAAGAGGGCCGGCGACGCUGAGGAAGAAGUCGACGCGGACGAACGUGAGGGUGACGAACCCAUUCACAACGCAGACACCGUCCCCGCCUGA